CAUGCUACAGCCAGCAUGACAGCGCAGGGAAAACACAUCGUUUGAGAGAGUGAAAGUAAGGGAUAAGGAGGAGAGAAAGAGGAGUAUCGAGAAAAGUAGGAAGAAGAUAAACAUCAAGACUGUAAGAAAUGAAAUAAAGGAAGUCUCGUCAAUCCAUGCCUCUAGUCCAUCUCUUUCUCUUCCCCAGCAUUAGGACUAUUUGGUCAUCACAAUGGCCCACAACCAAAGCAUUCCCCUUCGCCUCCUGUCCAACUUCUCCCUCCCUCAAAUCAUCCCUCCAUCCCUCACAAACCCCUCCUCAUCCCUCUUUCCGUUCUCCUCCUCGACAUCCCCCUCCCUGUUCCUGUCCACCUCCAUGCACAUCCUGAACACCACCAACACGUCUGUUUUCGGGGGAAACCAAAGCAUUGUGGGUAAUACCACCUCCACGACAGUAGGGGCUCUCAUCCUGUGUCUGGUCUUGCUGCUGGGCCUCCCCGGCAACCUCUUCAUCAUCUGGAGUAUCCUGGCGCGUGCCCGCCGCCGCUCCGUCACCACCCUCCUCAUCCUCAAUCUAGCGGUGGCCGACGGCUCACUCAUGGCGCUCACGCCCUUCUUCGUGAUCUACUUGGUCAAGAAGACCUGGGUUUUUGGCAACAUCAUGUGCAAGAUACUCUUUUACUUGUGCCUAGCCAACAUGUACGCCUCCAUCCAACUGAUCAUGCUGAUGAGCCUGCACAGGCUGGUGGCCGUGGUGUGGCCUAAGCGCGUCGCUGCACUUGCUGGAUGGAAGGCGGUACUGCGUGGGGUGCUGGUGCUGUGGACCAUGGUGCUGGUCGCGUCCAUCCCUGCGUUGCUGUUCAGGGACGAGCGGAAGACCGUGCACCCCAACGGGAAGAGCCGGGUCGUGUGUGAGUCGUUGCACAAGCAACAGAGUCAUGUGGUGCUCCAGUACACGUUGGAAACAGUGCUGGGAUUUGUAGUUCCUUACGGGGUGAUUAUAGGCAGCUACAUCUGCAUCCUGCGGCGGAUCAGGCAGACAAGGUUCAGGAGGAGGAUCCGCAGUGAGAAUCUCAUCCUGGCCAUCGUGGUAACCUUCGGUGUCUUCUGGUUGCCCUACCAUGUCAUCAACAUUGUGCAGGUUGCUGCAGCACUUUCUCCAAAGGAUUCAACUCUAAAAGCAAGGCUUGACCCUAUUUGGCAGACCAGCCGUGCGGUCACCUCAGCCCUGGCCUUCAUCAGCAGCUGUGCCAACCCUGUCCUCUACACUUUUGUCGGCAAGUCCUACAUCAGGCGGGACGGCUUUGCCUUCAUGGCCCGCUUGUUCGAGGGCACGGCGCAGGACUCUGGGACAAGGAAGAGCCGACAGAACAGCCAGAAUAGCCGAGAGAGAGACAGGGAUGCAAAGGAGGUCGGACUGAAGGAAAAGGAGGGAGACCUAGAGUCGACAACCAGCUCCAAUGUCAUGAGUCCCGUCUGUGUGAAACCUGUUAAGAAUGGCAAGCCGGGGCCGAUUCCGACUUAGGCAAUGAUGCCUUUCUUUUGCACAUCUUUCCUACACAUUUCUCAGUAGUUUACCUUAUGAAGGUGAGUAAUGGGCUUCGCAGGAGUGGUUCCCUUACGCGCACUGAAGAAAUGUCAUUCACCUGCUGAAAACCCUCUUACUUACUGGCCAACCGAUUUUCUCGUGGAGUUUUCAUUCAAUAGAGUUUUCAGUACAUUUAUGUAGCCAUCCCUUUAAAUAUGGCGUACCUUUUUAGUUUUGUUUACAGACUCGAUACAAUAUAUCGAGAGAAUCGGUUCAGAAUAUUAGGGAUCAAUUAAAGAAAGCCAUCUUAGUAUAUAUGUGCAUACUCCUCUCAGUUUCAGCACCAAGUGGUAGAUUUUAAAACACUCUGAUCUUUUAGAUUAUUUAGGGUUCGGAAAUUGUUUGUGAAUCCUACAAAAAAAAGGUUAGGAGGAAGAAAAUGGGUUUGAUUCAUACAGAAAAAUGCCACGUUUAGAUCUUUAACUCGUGGUAAUUUUGGAUGAUUAGUGAACAAAGGG
Oncorhynchus gorbuscha (pink salmon) is the source of this 2025-nucleotide messenger RNA. RefSeq names its product leukotriene B4 receptor 1-like. Lineage: Eukaryota; Metazoa; Chordata; Actinopteri; Salmoniformes; Salmonidae. Gene Ontology annotation, cellular component: membrane. Gene Ontology annotation, biological process: G protein-coupled receptor signaling pathway; immune response. Gene Ontology annotation, molecular function: leukotriene receptor activity. The record is from RefSeq and is a predicted model, not a curated record. Bases 212 to 1504 code for a protein of 430 amino acids. The transcript has 7 exons.